This is a messenger RNA of Caenorhabditis elegans, 936 nucleotides long. It is a transcript of the gene srbc-29, whose product is annotated as Serpentine Receptor, class BC (Class B-like). The record is from RefSeq and is marked reviewed. The transcript is spliced from 6 exons. NCBI's taxonomy places the organism in Eukaryota, Metazoa, Nematoda, Chromadorea, Rhabditida, Rhabditidae. Bases 1 to 891 code for a protein of 296 amino acids.
AUGAAUACCAUCCUUGUACUGGUACUUGUGACUGGUAUAGUCUGUGCAAUAUUUGAUGUCCUACUUAAUCUCAAUUUAGUAUGGAUAAUUGUUUUGAAAAAAUCCCAGCGGAAACCUGAAAUGCGAUUAUUUUAUUAUCGAUUCGUUCUGGACGUUUGUUUUGGUCUGUCGUUGUUGUCAUACAUCAGUUUCCUUUUAUUUUAUUCUGAGAAUUCAUUGUUUAUGGUCGAACAUCGCAGCUUUUUAAUUUUUUUGGGCCUUCCUUGGUAUAUUGUCGGAUCAUGCCGUUCUAUAAUCGCACUUUCAAUUGCACUAGAACGAGCCACUGCAGUGUACUUUCCAAUUUUAUACAGAACUAGUGCUCAGAAUGUUCCGAAAUUUUUAAUUUUCCAAGUUGCCCUGGUAUAUGGCUCUUUCGAUUAUAUAGUUCUAUUUGUAUUUUGUGACUGCAAAACAAAUUUAAUUCCUGAAAACUGCAAGAAUUUCGGUUGUGCAGUUAACAAAUGUUUCUCCAACUAUUUCAGAAUUCAAAGAAGUACUGUAUUUUCCAUCAACGUAUUUGUAUCUAUACUUCUCUUUGUCAAUUUAUUCCUACGAAAUCGGAAAUACUUAAAGAAACAUCCAAUCAAUAACAAACCUACAAAAGCAAAUCGUCUGGCAUUACUGGACACUUGUACAGUGUUUUUAUUUGAUUUUCUUCCGGUCUUUUGCGGCGGGAUGUGGCCUAACAUUUUUUCAAUUGAAGUUCUGGGUCCUUUUACAGCGGUAAUGAAAACCAUCGGAUGUGCCAUAGAAUCAACAGUCGUCUCAAGUCUCUUGUAUUUUGGAAAGCCAAAAAGUGCAAAAAUGAAAAGUUCGGUCGCGGUUGGGCAAUUUAAAAUUUCCAGAUAGCUUUUGAAUUUUUCGAUUUUUUAUAAAAUAAAACAUAUAUUUGUA